UGCAAACUGUAUGGUUAAACUAUCAACGUUUCAUUCAUCUUUGGAAGAUUGUAUUUGAAGAUUCCUGUAGUUAUGAAAAGUUUUAAUUGGCAGUGGUGGUAACAUGAAGUAAAAAGCUUAAUCCUUCAUUACUAAUUGUAUAGUUUGAAACUAUCAGCACAAAGAAGAGACAAAUUAAAUGAGAAGGUGAGUUCUUCAAACAACAAAGAAUAUUUAAUGAACAUGAGGCUCUACAGCAUUGCUCUGACUUUAAGUCUUACUGUUGUCAUCAUUGAAGCUCGAGAGAGCCGGCUGAAGGAAUCCUUGAACUGUUCCAAUGACUACGAAUCACAUAUGGACUGCACCUGGUCUGAGCCUCGGGAGGGAAAUGCCUUUGUCAAGAUGCACCUUUUUCACGAGGACAAUGAUUCAAAUCUCACAAAGAUGAUCUGCAAUAGCCAAAAAGUGGACUCUGAGAUACAUUGGCACUGUAGGAGGAAUGAAACCAAUUUCAAUUCUGCACGGAUUAAUAUGUUCAUUUUCAAACCUGAUCGGAAGUUAGAAAUCCAACUGAAUGUUGACCUCUUCAAGAACAUUCAGCUUCUGCCACCUGAGAAAUUAAAUGUCACUGCCACCGAAGAAUGUGAUUUCCUACUGGAGUGGAGAGCAGGUGGAGGAACAAGCAGAAAUCACUUGUUGGAAAGCCUUCCCCUGGAUUUUGAAAUAAGCUAUAAAAGAACUUGGGAACUUUGGGAGGAAUCUUCCUCUGUAUUGGUGUCAAAUAAGUCUCAUUAUUGUCUCCGACACAGUAACUUUGUGCCUGGCAGCAGGUAUGUUGCCAGGGUUAGAAGCAAGCCAAGUCCAGAUAGUGAAUUUGCUGGCCGUUAUAGCAACUGGAGUCCAGUGGUUACUUGGCAAACACCAGAAAAUGAUGCUGUGCACAAGAAUCUUCAAUGUUAUUUUAAUGGAAUUGAUCGACUCAAAUGCAGUUGGGAGGUGAGACAAGAAGUCAGCAAUUCUAUCUUGUUCACACUCUUCUACAAAGACAAACCUGGAUCAGAAGAGAUGGAAUGCUCUGAAGUCCAUCAAGUACCCCUUAUAAGCAAUAGUGCCACUUAUUAUGUAUUGCAAAGCUGCGAGAUCAAUGUCACUAACCCUAACAAGCAAAGCCAAUAUUCUGUUCGUGUGAUACCGAAAGAAGAAGCAAAAGAGAUCAAGAUGCAUCUGAACAUCAAGCCAGAACCACCUUAUAACCUGUCCAUGUCAGUAAUUGAUGGUCCUAAGUACAUCCUCCACUGGGACUCCAAAAUCAUUAAUAGAGUGUUUAAUUUGCAAAAGACAUAUGAGAUUUCAUACUGGGAAACUGGGAAACCUUUAGAGGCCCGAGUAGAGAAUGCUAGAAACCCGGAAUUUAUCUUCACUUCAAAGUUCCUGAAACCAGGCAAAAAUUACAUAGCAAAGGUGCGAACAAUAGUAAGUGAUCCUGAUUAUAAAGGUUAUUGGAGCGAAUGGAGUGAAGAAUUUGGCUGGCAAACCACCAGUGGUUUUCCUCUCUGGGGUAUGUUGCUAAUAACAGUGGUCUGUAUCAUUCUGAUGAUGGGAGGAAUCUGCUUUUGCCAAAAGUAUCUUCUCAGCAAGAAAAAGAAAUGGGAAGCAAACAUUCCAAGUCCUCCAAAGACGUUUCUUCUCCCCAAUUUUUUUACGAAAGUGCAAUUGGCAAGCCAUUCAGAAGACACCAGUGCUUUAGCAAAGGAAGGAAUCCACCAUUCCAGUAAACUGGAGAGGGAAUUACUGAUUGGCAGCCCAGCAGCUAUUGAAGAUGGGUUAAAGAAAACACCACAGUUGCUUUGGUCUCAGAAUACAAAAAAGAUGGAGCUUCUCAACAAAGCCAAUUCUGUCCAGAUUUGUCCUAAUCCCAAUACACAAAUAUUUGAUUUUAAUGGCCCAUACAUAUAUUCCUCUGCGGAGUUGGUUGCACAUACUGUUCAGCAGGAUUUGAAAGUUACUCCUUCAGAAAUGAAGGAAACCCGAGUAUCUUUGGAGUCUAUGGGAUUAUUACAGCCUUCUUUGUCUCUUCAGCAACAGGCAGGAGGAGGAAAGGAAAAUACUUUAUUGUCUAACGUACAUCAGCAAGUGGAAGAGAAUCUGUCAUUUCCUAUGGGACAAGAACCAAGUCAAACCCAGGAGGCAAGUGGACAGCUGAAGAAUGAGAAAACUAUAGGGUGUCUUCCCAGCUCAAAUAGCCACUGUCAAAAUUUACCACUAGAUUACAUUGCUACAGUAGAUCUAUCAAUAAGCAAAGAAAAGGGAUGUUUAUGGCCAUUAUCUGAGUUGGCCUUAGAGGAAGGGAUGCUUCCUUGUGCUAAUACAGCACCAGUUUCUGCACACGUGCCCCAAACUAGUGAAAAUUUCUCAAAUUCAGAGUUAUGUCAAAAUUCAUCAAAACCAAUCCUCCCAGUUAUGGACCAAGGUAUUGGUGAUCCCUCAGCAAAAUCCCAGGAAGAAUCUAGUGACUAUCUUAUGAGCUUUUCUGCUACCUCGGGUUCUGUGUCAAAGGAUGAAUUAGUUUUUGCCAUGGAUGAAUCUAAGCAGGACAUUCUUAUAUUCAGUGUUGGAGGCAGAAGCCCUGUUUUCUUAUAUCAAGAAGGUGAAUACUGUUUCUUUCCUGGCUCUAAGACCAAGGGAGACUGUAAGGAUCAAGCACCACCUGUGGGCCACCAGCCUCCAGAAAUCAUUCAAAAAGUCACCAAAUCCCCUUUGGAGACAAAAUUUGCUGAUAGUAAGCUGCAGGUCACCUCCCAGAUCUGCCAAGACAUUUGAAACAUGUUCCUCAAUAAAAACUCCCUAGCCUUCGAAUACAUAAUUUCAUUCUCUUUUGUGCUAUGGGAGGAUUAUUUUUUUACACAGAAGAAAACAAACUGAUGUUAAAAUAUGCACUGCCAAAGUCAGAGAGAGAAGGAAACUAGGUCUCCUGCCCAAAAGGGAAGGCCAUCCAAUCUACUGCAUAGAGGAUACAGGAGAAAGAAGUGCAAAUAUGAAUUUUUACAUAGAUACAAAUAUACUGUAACAAUAUGACUUUGCUUUUGAUAUAUAACAGUUACUGGAUUUCUUUCAUAUUCUCAGCAACACAAACUCUUAUUAGAUAGGAAAUGCCUGCUGGGAACAAAUCAAUAAUUAUUGUCUUGUGCAAUGAAUUUUGUUAAUAAAAACUUUACCCUGCAAAAACAUGCUUCUAUGGAAAACGUCCUCAUUGCAGAGGCAAUAUUUUGGGCACUAUUGCAUUGUUUUCAUACUACAUCCACUUCUACCAAUAAAGAUUGGACUUCCCUAUGCAGAUAUCAGCCUGCAGUUGGACUGAUUAUUUAGGAUAUCAACCACCCCAGAACUAUCCAACCAUUUUUAUGAUUUUUUUCCCCAUGUGCAAUUAAAAAUAAGUCUGUACCUUCUGUGUAACGUUUUUGCAAAGCUUUCAUCUGUUCCAUGACUAAUGAAGAGUCACCAACUUUUAAACUGGAUCCAUGAACAGUACAUUUGGUUGCCUCUUGAAAUUAGCAAAUAGUGAUAUAAUUUUGACCUUUGAAAACUUUAUAUGCAGAUUUGUGUGAUCACGUGUCUAUAAAGUGUCAGUAGUAAGACAAACAGGCUUUCCCUAUUCAUCUGAAUUGAACUUACUUGUAGCGUUAUCAAUAUAGAUAUAUGUACAUUGAAGGACAGAGACUGCAAUGAGAUUUAUUUCACUGCAAGGGAGAGGCAGAUAACUUUCACCAAGGGCUCAUAUGCCUCUUUUAUGCCUUUUUAGGAUUUGCUGCCUUUGUUCUUUUCCCCAUAUUUUUGCUCCAAAGCCUUCUGAAGGUUAAGAUUGAGGGCAUUUUUCUGGAACCAUCUCCCUGAUGAGAUACAAAACAACAAAAGCAACAAUCAUCAUCAUCAAAAUUUAUUGGACAAACUACAAAUUCAAGAAUUUUCCACAUAAUUUUUUGAUGCUAACCUUAUGUUGAUUCAGAAUCAUUGCUGGACUGGAUUAGUGUUGUGUUUUUUUAAUUGAGUUCUACAUCCUUAACUUUUUGGAGAAGCUAGAAAAGAGCCACCAGUGAAAAAGCAACAGCAAAACUGCUUUUGUAAACAUUGUAGUGAAAUUACGUAUGGAUCACUGUAAGGGAAUACUGUACCGAAAUUCAUAUAAACUAUUUUUAAUCUGUUCCUGAGCACAUAGUUUGAGGUUUGUAAACUAGGAAAUGGAUGAAAUCUAAAUAUUUAGAUUAUAGUAAUACCGAAGAUGUAAUGUAUUCAUAACAUUGACAGGAAGAGAAGCUAAGCAUGUUUCCUUCUAGUUGUCCCCUGUAGUGCCCAGAUUUCCUUACCUAGAUCAUCAGUCUUCCUUCCAUGCCAACGUUUGGGAUCCCGUACUGCCCUCUUUAUUACAUCAGGAGUAUAAGAAUCCUUCAUCAAGCUUUUAGUUUCUAAUGGUCCACCUAAAGAAAGAAUAUUUGGACAUGGUUCACUUCUGCUAUUACAAUUUUUGCCCUGAAUCACUGGAAUCGACAGAGAUCGAGGACAAACAGGAAAACGUUAUUGAAUUUUAAACAGUUUCAGGUUUUUAUAUCUGAUGCUGACUAUAAUUUGAAGUUGGGUUCAAAUCUUUUCUUGGGAGAAAUACUGUACUUUUUGAUAUGAUCAUUUGCAUAUUCAGAAAAACAAACAAACAAACAAACAAACAAAAACACCCAAAAGGCAACUUUAGUGUUUUGAAUAACAAUGCUCAGUGCCCCUUACCACUGAAAUAGUUACUGGCACAAGCAGAAGCCUACAGAAAACAUGUUAAUAACUCCCAGAUUACAUUGAAGAUGACAGUUUGAUCCCACAAGCAGAAAAAUUAAAAGCAAAACAACUCGUUUAUUUGUGAAAAUGAUUCCUCUGAAGGAAGAAGGGGUCUCUUAAAUUACUAGCACCAAAUCGUGCUAUUAUUACAGGUAGUCAGUGGUGGGAUUCAAGUAAUUUAACAACCGGUUCUCUGCCCUAAUGAUUUCUUCCAACAACCAGUUUAACAAACUGCUCAGAAAGUUAACAACCGGUUCUCCCGAAGUGGUGUGAACUGGCUGAAUCCCACCAUUGCAGGUAGUCCUCAACCUGCAACCAUUCAUUUAAUGACUGUUCAAAGUUACAACAGCCACAGAAAAGUGACUUAUUAACUGUAGUCACAUUUCUGACUGUUUUAUCACCCCCACAUUCAGGUGAUUGCAGUUUGGGUGCUUGGCAUUUACAACUGGUUGCAAUGUGUCUUGCAGUCAUAUAACCAUGAACUGCAACCUUUUUGCCAAUUUCCAACAAAAAAGACCCAUUGGGAAAGUUGGAUUUGCUUAGCAGCCACCUGAUUUGCUUAAUAACAUGUGGUUUUCUUUACAGCUACCAUAAAAAUUGUCCUAAAGUAGGUUCUGACUCAAUUUGUGACCAAAAUGACUUACAAUGGAAAUUAUGGUCCCCACUUAUGGUCGUAAGUCGAGGACUACCUGUAAGACCAAAACAGGAAGCAUAGAGAUCUGUCUAGCUCACCUUGGAAAAUGUUGGAUCUCAGAUUAUAACCUAGUUCAUAAUAAUCAGCGUAAGGUGAAGCUGUCAUCGGGUUCUCAAGAGAUUUGAAUGGCCAGUCACUGAGUCUUUUCUGUCCUUGGAUCAAUCCAGCUUCACAAAGAGCACGCCGUGCCUGGAAAAUAUACAUAUCUGUUUGUGUGUGUGUGUGUGUGAUAUGAUGAAAUUUAAUUGCAUCCCAAGUUGCUUGCCAUUGUCAAACAUGUUUUAGCAUACCUAGAGGACUAGUCCUGAGUCCUUCGGGAGAAGGGCGGUAUAAAAAUUAAAUAAAAUAAAUUAAAAAAUAGUGACAAUUUCCACUUCCCAGAUGGUUAAGCUGAUCGAAUUUGGCCAAAAGUAGGCUUUCUUGUUUUGGAUUUAUAUCAAAAAGAAAAAGAAAAGAAAAAACCCCCAAACCCUAACUGGACCGCAGUCAAUUUUAAUGGAUUUUUUUUCCCUUUAAAAAUCAAGAUUUAUAAAACACAGCUGUCCUUAAAUGAUAAAUCAGAGUUGUAUGCUUGUCACUUUACUUGAUAUAAAUGGAAUACUUGGAAGACUCCUCAUUGGUGCAAAAUGCUUGCAUGUUGCUGGCUGAGAAUGUUUUGGUUCUUUUACACUAUAUUGUGAUCGCUUUUUAAAAACUGAGGGGCCUCUGUGGCUCAGACUGCUAAUGCAGUCUGUUAUUAACAGCAGCUGCUUGCAAUUACUGUAGGUUCUAGUCCCACCAGGCCCAAGGUUGACUCAGCCUUCCAUCCUUUAUAAGGUAGGUAAAAUGAGGACCCAGAUUGUUGGGGGCAAUAAGUUGAAUUUGUAUAUAAAUAUACAAAUAGGAUGAAGACUAUUGCUAACAUAGUGUAAGCCACCCUGAGUCUUCAGAGAAGGGCGGGAUAUAAAUGCAAGUUAAAAAAAACAAAACAAAAAAAACUAUCAAUAGAUUUUAGAGUACAAGGUACAGUAUUGUUUUGUUUUUUUUAAAGCACUACAUGACUUGGCUCUAAGAGGACCAUCUUCUCCAAGAGCCGGCUGGAGUUCUUACCUUUGGUGUGAAAAUUUUGCUGGAUGCCUAGGUACUUCUCUGUCAUAGACCUUUCCCUAUAGAAUAAUCACCCCAUGGAAACUAGACUGCUGAAGAAUUAGACAUUGUUCCAUAAAACUAUUAAAGCCGACCUCUUAAAGUUCAAUUUAGAAUAGAAUAGAAUAGAAUAGAAUAGAACAGAAUAGAAUAGAAUAGAAUAGAAUAGAAUAGAAUAAUUUAUUGGUCAAGUGUGAUUGGACAUACAAGGAAUUUGUCUUGGUGCAUACGCUCUCAGAGUACAUAAAAGUAAGGAUACAAAUUUGUUCAAAUUUGAACAAUUUGAACGACUCUGAAAACUUUUGAGAGCAAACGCCACUUCAUAAGGAUGGGAUAAUAUGAUUGCUGUGGUCUGAAAUGGAUAUAUUUUUAUUGAACCGUUUUGCCUAGUUGAUUGUCGUAUUUAUUUAUUCUUUCCAUUUUAUUAUGUAUUUUUGUGCUUUUAUUGUUGCAAAGGACUGUGAAUUGUAAAAAUUUGGUGGCAUAAUUUUAAUAAAUAUAAAUCGAUACU
Messenger RNA from Ahaetulla prasina, 7127 nucleotides. It is a transcript of the gene CSF2RB, whose product is annotated as colony stimulating factor 2 receptor subunit beta. Gene Ontology annotation, biological process: cytokine-mediated signaling pathway; immunoglobulin mediated immune response. Gene Ontology annotation, molecular function: cytokine receptor activity; protein binding. Lineage: Eukaryota; Metazoa; Chordata; Lepidosauria; Squamata; Colubridae. Gene Ontology annotation, cellular component: external side of plasma membrane; membrane. The transcript is spliced from 14 exons. The coding region runs from base 217 to 2799 and encodes 860 amino acids. The record is from RefSeq and is a predicted model, not a curated record.